Prinia subflava (tawny-flanked prinia) is the source of this 2620-nucleotide messenger RNA. RefSeq names its product UPF3A regulator of nonsense mediated mRNA decay (gene UPF3A). Gene Ontology annotation, cellular component: cytoplasm; nucleolus. The record is from RefSeq and is a predicted model, not a curated record. The coding region runs from base 50 to 1498 and encodes 482 amino acids. NCBI's taxonomy places the organism in Eukaryota, Metazoa, Chordata, Aves, Passeriformes, Cisticolidae. Gene Ontology annotation, molecular function: telomeric repeat DNA binding. Gene Ontology annotation, biological process: positive regulation of translation; nuclear-transcribed mRNA catabolic process, nonsense-mediated decay. The transcript is spliced from 10 exons.
CGCGGCCCUUCUCGCGAGGUUUCCGGCCGGCUGCGGGCGCGGCGGCUCCAUGCGCUCGGAGCGGGAGGCAGGGCUGGCGCCGGAGCCGCGGCCAGGGCCGGGCGGCGGCCGCGACGCGCGGCCCAUGGACACCCCGCUGCCGCAGGAGGCGCCGCGCCGCGACACGGACGCACUGCCGAAGCCGCCACCGCCGCUUUCCCCGCCGUCCCCGCUGCCGCCGCCGCUUCACCCGGCGCCGGGGAAACAGCGGGAGGAGAAGAAAACGGCGCUGAGCAAAGUGGUUAUUCGAAGGCUUCCUCCUUGUCUCACCAAGGAGCAACUGGAGGAACAGCUGCAUCCUCUACCUGCCCAUGAUUAUUUUGAGUUUUGCACUGCUGAUCCCAGCCUUUAUCCUCAUCUCUACUCAAGAGCAUACAUUAACUUUAGAAAUCCUGAGGACAUCCUUCUUUUUAGAGAUCGCUUUGAUGGCUAUGUCUUCAUUGAUAAUAAAGGUUUGGAAUAUCCUGCAGUGGUUGAGUUUGCUCCAUUCCAGAAGAUUUCAAAAAAGAAACUGAAAAAAAAAGAUGCCAAAGCUGGGAGCAUUGAAGAUGAUCCAGAAUAUAGGAAAUUUUUAGAGAAUUAUUGUGCUGAUGAAGAGAAGAUCUGUGCCAAUCCUGAGAUUCUUUUGGGAGAGAUUGAGGCCAAAACAAGGGAACUCAUUGCUAGAAGAACAACACCCCUUUUGGAAUAUAUUAAAAAUAGAAAAUUAGAAAAGCAGAGGAUACGAGAAGAGAAAAGAGAAGAACGAAGGCGGAGAGAGUUGGAGAAGAAACGUUUGCGGGAGGAAGAGAAAAGGAAGCGCAGAGAAGAAGAAAGACGUAAAAGAAAAGAAGUGGAGAAACAAAAGAAGAUUUCUGAAAAAGAAAUAAGGAUCAAGCUUCUCAAGAAGCCUGAAAAAGGAGAUGAACUGGCCAGUGAAAAGCACAAAGAAAAAGGUGAAGAAGCCGACAUUGAGGAAAACAAAUGGGAUAAAUCACCUGGAUCUGGGAGUAUAAAAUCCAAAUCUUUGGAGAGUUCACUAAAAGAACUAAAGGAAAAGUCACAAAAUGAUAGUGACAAAGAGCAAAGAGAUUUGGAGAGAAGAUUUCGAGAAAAAGAACCUGAAAGACAAAGGAUCGUCCAGCCAUGCAGCUGUACCAGCCAGGAGCUCGCACCCGAACACACAUGGGGCCUACAAGUAAAACCUUUGACUGCAGUGGGAAAUCCUUUGAAGAUGCUCUUGAUAAAAAGUAUGAAGCAGAUAAUUCAGCUGGAGCUAAUUCUGAAAAGACCGAAGAAGCAGAAUAAAACAAUCUGGGGGAAAAGGCUUGUGAAAAGGAAUGAAUUUAAGAUUCAGCAUCAUCACAAAAAAUCCAAUGGGCUGUUUCAGAACUCCACAGGCAAUUGUAUCAAAAAAAUAAUAAUAGCUCUGCCUCUUACUUUCUGUAAAAUAAAGGGAAGAAUAACUGGAGAUAUAUAAAAUAUCUUACAGCAAGGAGUAUUCUUGCUUUUUUACAAAAAGUAGCUCAAGCACUCUUUGCCUCAUUUAAAAGCAGUUCAAGUAUUUUAUUAGAUUUACCUUGAAAUAGAAGACCCUCUAACAAUUUUAAAGGAAUAUUUAUAUGAGACUUUACAGAAGCUAUGUCAUCUUUUUGAGUCUAAAAUGAAAUGUAAAUUUGCAUCAGUUUGAAAUCUGAGGCACUUUACACGUCUUUGCUGCAUGACGUGAGGGUCCACAGGACGCCCUCCUGCAAAGCAGGGGCAGCUGCAGGGUGUUGCAGUCGGACUCGGUGGGACCAGCCCUGGGACAAAGCUCUGGAGCCAGUGGUGUUUGUAGGAUUGAGGCCCACAGUUUGCACAGUUGUGAGGAAUGUCCAGUGGUAUCUGUACCUCAUGGUGUUUACAUUGGUUUCCAAUUAACCAUAGUGUCAGAUAAGUGUUAGUAAAGCUACAAGUAUGUUGUUGGAGAGUUUGUCGUUUUCUGAGCCACUUUUGCCUUUUAUGUUUUAAUAGAUUCCUUGUGCUUAAAACAGAAGACAGCUAAUGCAAACAUCAGCACAUUAACAAUAAAUCUGGUUUUAAUUAAUUAGCUGUUUUUUAUUGUUCUGACAAUGACUUUUGCACAAAAAAAAUGGUUGUACAGUGAUGACUUUUUAUAUGCUAAUGUUUCAUAUAAGUUGCAGUAACAGGAUUUAGAAAAUGUAAGAUACAUGAACAUUCUGCAGUUUUAUUUGUUAAAAAAAUAAUCACAUAUGAAUGUCAGUUGCAAACUCCCAUUUUGUAAGAUGUAGGCCAAAUUCUGCCCUCUAAGGCAGGCACAUACACUUGUGUGUGUGUGUGUUCUGUUUGUUUCAAUGAUUCACGUGUUUAUGAAAGGGCAGGAUAUCUUCAUUUGUCUUUUAUAGCUGAAAAAAUUCUCAGACCUGCUUUGUCAUGUCAUUGAAGUUAAAUAGUAAGAUAUUAAUUUAUUUUUUCAUCCUCUCUGAACAUUUUAUUAUUAUUAAGCAUAACAUUUAAUUGUCUUAGACUGAAAAUGAUUUAUUGUAUUCUACCAGAUAUUAAGCAUUAAAUAGAAUAAAAGCAUAAAAGAUUUUGACUAUGA